AUGAGAACUCAUACUGGAGAGAAACCAUAUAAGUGUUCAGAAUGUAUGAAUACCUUUUCUCAUAGAUCAACAUUAGUAAAUCACAAGAGAACUCAUACUGGAGAGAAACCGUUCCAGUGUUCAAUCAACAUUAGUAAAAUCACAUGGAAACUCAUCGGAGAGAAACCAUAUCAGUGCUCAAUGUGUCUGAAAAACUUUUCUCGAAAGUCUGGUUUAGUAAGUCAUAUGAGAACUCAUACUAGAGCUAAUCACUGUUUCUCAUCCAGGCAGCAGAGUGUGCAAAUUCCAAAGAAGUCUGCAGGACGCACUCCACAAAAGAGACUGGUGGUCUACAACGACGAGGUGAAGGAGCAGAACCUCCGCAUCAACUCUUUUAGGAAGCUAUACAAGGCGCACUUGAUCAUUCAUACUGGAGAGAAACCAUAUCAGUGUUCACAAUGUCCAAAAGACUUUUCGCAAAGGUCUGACCUAGUAUGUCACAUGAGAACUCAUACUGGAGAGAAACCAUAUAAGUGUUCAGAAUGUAUGAAUACCUUUUCUCAUAGAUCAACAUUAGUAAAUCACAAGAGAACUCAUACUGGAGAGAAACCGUUCCAGUGUUCAGUGUGUCUGAAAGACUUUACAAGAAAACCUUAUUUAGUACAUCACAUUAGAGCUCAUACAGGAGAGAAACCAUAUCAGUGUUCACAAUGUCCAAAAGACUUUUCGCAAAGGUCUGACCUAGUACGUCACAUGAGAACUCAUACCGGAGAGAAACCAUAUAAGUGUUCAGAAUGUAUGAAUGCCUUUUCUCAUAGAUCAACAUUAGUAAAUCACAUGAGAACUCACACUGGAGAGAAACCAUAUCAGUGCUCAAUGUGUCUGAAAAACUUUUCUCGAAAGUCUGGUUAA
Messenger RNA from Cherax quadricarinatus, 891 nucleotides. The record is from RefSeq and is a predicted model, not a curated record. Lineage: Eukaryota; Metazoa; Arthropoda; Malacostraca; Decapoda; Parastacidae.